CUUUGAACUUUUGCAAGAAACUGAUAAUUUUUCAUAUUUUCUGCGAUCUGAUAAUCUAAAAUAAAUCUUAAAUUAAUUUAAUUUGGUUAAUUUAUGAAGUGAUAGUUUUCAUCGUGUAGAGUCUUUCUGUACAAGUUGUUGAGAAAAAUUGUGGAACUACGAAUCGCAGGAUGUGCGACGUAAAUGUAAUUUAGCAACAUGAAGUUUUCACAUAUAGUACCUUCUGGUAAAGAAUCAAUCGACAAUCUAACAGUUUCAUUUGAAGACGGAUUCGAAAUAAUUACUAUGUACGGGCAUAAUCAAUCAGGACAGAGUUCCAGUUUAUAUCCAUUAACUCCCAAUCUACCGUAUUCAGUUAAUCCGAGCAUCCCUACGUACGCUCCUAGUAGCACAGUUCCCACAUGUAGCCCAAUUACUGGAAAGAGUUCUCAUCCACUGGAUGGCAUUCCAUUCAAAUUAAGUCCAGCGCUAGAGAUGAGUACUUUCAAUAGCAGUGAUCCUAUACUAGAAGAUGUAAAAAAUACGCUGAAUCGUGUUGGAAAGUUACUAUACUCAGAAGAAUUCAAGUAUGAUUGUCGUCUUGAAAAAGAUGUUUUAGGAGAAAAUUGAGUUGAAUUACAACUGUUGUUAGUCAACUCAAUUUGUACGAAUAUAAUAAUAUGUAAUCAUAAGUUGUAACAAUAAGUAUUACUGUAUUUAAUUCAUAUAAUUAUAUUUAUUUUUUUGUA
Messenger RNA from Planococcus citri (citrus mealybug), 728 nucleotides. RefSeq lists its product as uncharacterized. The record is from RefSeq and is a predicted model, not a curated record. NCBI's taxonomy places the organism in Eukaryota, Metazoa, Arthropoda, Insecta, Hemiptera, Pseudococcidae. The transcript has 2 exons. The coding region runs from base 199 to 609 and encodes 136 amino acids.